Messenger RNA from Arvicanthis niloticus (Nile rat), 3391 nucleotides. It is a transcript of the gene Tlr9, whose product is annotated as toll like receptor 9. NCBI's taxonomy places the organism in Eukaryota, Metazoa, Chordata, Mammalia, Rodentia, Muridae. Gene Ontology annotation, biological process: defense response to virus; positive regulation of interleukin-6 production; toll-like receptor signaling pathway. The record is from RefSeq and is a predicted model, not a curated record. Gene Ontology annotation, cellular component: plasma membrane. Gene Ontology annotation, molecular function: pattern recognition receptor activity; protein binding.
UGUCACUUCCUCAAUUCUCUGAGGGACCCUUGGUGUGGAACAUCAUUCUCUGCCGCCCAGUUUGUCAGAGGGAGCCUCAAGAAAAUCCUCCAUCUCUCACCAUGGUUCUCUGCCACAGGACACUGCACCCCUUGUCUCUCCUGGUAAAGGCUGCAGUGCUGGCUGAGGCUCUGGCCCUGGGUACCCUGCCUGCCUUCCUACCCUGUGAGCUGAAGCCUCAUGGCCUGGUAGACUGCAAUUGGCUGUUCCUGAAGUCUGUGCCUCACUUCUCUGGAGCAGCAGCCUGCUCCAACAUCACCAGCCUUUCCUUGAUCUCCAACCGUAUCCACCACCUGCAUAACUCCGACUUUGUCCACCUGGCCAACCUGCGGCAACUGAACCUCAAAUGGAACUGUCCACCCACUGGCCUUAGCCCCUUGCACUUCCCUUGCCACAUGACCAUUGAGCCCCAAACCUUCCUGACCAUGCAAACACUGGAGGAGCUGAACCUAAGCUACAAUGGUAUUACCACUGUGCCCCGACUGCCCAGCUCCCUGUUGAAUCUGAGCCUGAGCCACACUAACAUCCUGGUCCUAGAUGCUAACAGCCUUGCUGGCCUGAACAGCCUGCGUGUUCUCUUCAUGGAUGGGAAUUGCUACUACAAGAACCCCUGCAAGGGGGCGGUGAGGGUGACCCCAGGUGCCCUCCUGGGCCUGAGAAACCUCACCCAUUUGUCCCUUAAGUACAACAGCCUCACAAAGGUGCCCCAGCAACUGCCCCCCAGCCUGGAGUACCUUCUGGUGGCCUAUAACCACAUUGUCAAGCUGGGGCCUGAAGACUUAGCCAAUCUGACCUCCCUUCGAGUACUUGAUGUGGGUGGGAAUUGCCGUCGCUGUGACCACGCCCCCAACCCCUGUAUAGAAUGUGGACAGAAGUCCCUCAACCUGCACCCUGAGACCUUCCAUCAUUUGAGCCACCUUGAAGGUCUGGUGCUGAAAGACAGCUCUCUCUACACACUGAACUCUUCCUGGUUCCAAGGCCUGGUCAACCUCUCAGUACUGGACCUGAGCGAGAACUUUCUCUACGAAAGCAUUACCAACACCACGGCCUUUCAGAACCUGACCCGCCUGCGCAAGCUCAACCUGUCCUUCAAUUAUCACAAGAAGGUAUCCUUUGCCCACCUCCACCUGGCAAGUUCCUUCAAGAACCUGGUGUCACUGCAGGAGCUGAACAUGAAUGGCAUCUUCUUCCGCUCGCUCAACAAGUACACACUCAGGUGGCUGGCCGAUCUGCCCAAGCUCCACACUCUGCAUCUCCAAAUGAACUUCAUCAACCAGGCACAGCUCAGCAUCUUUGGCACCUUUCAAGCCCUUCGCUUUGUGGACUUGUCAGACAAUCGUAUCAGCGGGUCUUCAAUGCUGUCAGAAGCUGCCCCUGAAGAGGCAGAGGAUGCAGAGCAGGAGAAUCUGUGGUCAGCAGGUCUUGCCCCAGCUCUACUGAGCACUCCCGGCCCUAAGAACUUCAUGCUCAAGUGUAAGAACCUCAGUUUCACCAUGGACCUGUCUCGAAACAACCUGGUGGCUAUCAAGCCAGAGAUGUUUGUCAAUCUCUCACACCUCCAGUGUCUAAGCCUGAGCCACAACUGCAUUGCCCAGGCUGUCAACGGCUCUCAGUUCCUGCCACUCACCAAUCUACAGGUGCUGGACCUGUCCCAUAACAAGCUGGAUUUGUACCAUUGGAAAUCAUUCAGUGAGCUACGACAGUUGCGGGCCCUGGACCUGAGCUACAACAGCCAGCCCUUCAGCAUGCAGGGUAUAGGCCACAACUUCAGUUUUGUGGCCUAUCUGCCCAUGCUACACAGCCUUAGCCUGGCACACAAUGACAUUCAUAGUCGUGUGUCCUCACAUCUCAACAGCACCUCAGUGAGGUUUCUUGACUUCAGUGGCAACGGUGUGGGCCGCAUGUGGGAUGAGGGAGACCUUUACCUCCAUUUCUUCCAAGGCCUGGGAGGCCUGCUCCAGCUGGACCUGUCUCAGAAUAACCUGCAUAUCCUCUUGCCCCAGAGCCUCGACAACCUCCCCAAGACCCUGACGAAUCUGAGUCUCCGUGACAAUUAUCUAUCUUUCUUUAACUGGAGCAAUCUGGCCUUUCUGCCCAACCUGGAAGCCCUAGACCUGGCAGGCAACAAGCUAAAGGCCCUGACCAAUGGCACCCUGCCUAAUGGAACUCUCCUCCAGAAACUAGAUGUCAGUAGCAACCAUAUUGUCUCCGUGGAUCCAGCCUUCUUUGUUCUGGCUGUAGAGCUGAAAGAGGUCAACCUUAGCCACAACAUUCUCAAGACAGUGGAUCGCUCCUGGUUUGGGCCCAUUGUGAUGAACCUGACAGUUCUAGAUGUGAGAAGCAACCCUCUGCACUGUGCUUGUGGGGCAGCCUUCGUAGACUUGCUGCUGGAAGUACAGACCAACGUGCCUGGCCUGGCUAACGGUGUGAAGUGUGGCAGUCCCGGCCAGCUGCAGGGCCGUAGCAUCUUCGCGCAGGACCUGCGGCUGUGCCUGGAUGAGGUCCUCUCUUGGAACUGCUUUGGCCUUUCACUCUUAGCUGUGGCCGUGGGCAUAACGGUGCCUAUACUGCAGCAUCUCUGCGGCUGGGACGUCUGGUACUGUUUCCAUCUGUGCCUGGCAUGGCUACCUUUGCUGGCCCGCAGCCGGCGCAGCGCCCAAGCUCUACCCUAUGAUGCCUUCGUGGUGUUCGAUAAGGCACAGAGCGCGGUUGCGGACUGGGUGUAUAACGAGCUGCGGGUGCGGCUGGAGGAGCGGCGCGGUCGCCGAGCCCUGCGCUUGUGUCUGGAGGACCGAGAUUGGCUACCUGGCCAGACGCUCUUCGAGAACCUCUGGGCCUCCAUCUACGGGAGCCGCAAGACUCUGUUUGUACUGGCCCACACGGACCGGGUCAGCGGCCUCCUGCGCACCAGCUUCCUUCUGGCUCAGCAGCGCCUGCUGGAGGACCGCAAGGACGUGGUGGUGUUGGUGAUCCUGCGCCCGCAUGUCCACCGAUCCCGCUACGUGCGACUACGCCAGCGCCUCUGCCGCCAGAGUGUGCUCUUCUGGCCCCAGCAGCCCAGCGGGCAGGGGAGCUUCUGGGCCCAGCUGAGUACAGCCCUGACUAGGGACAACCGCCACUUCUAUAACCGGAACUUCUGCCGGGGACCUACAGUAGAAUAGCUCAGAGCAACAGCUGGAAACAGCCGCAUCUUCUCGCCUAGUCCCCGGUUGCUCUGCCUGCCUUGCUCUGUCUUACACCUUUAUCUGGCAAGUGCAUAAUAUAUGCUACCAAACCACCAGGCCCACAGAGCAAAGGUUGGCUGUAAACGGCUUAAAGAGUCUUUCAGGAGAGUAAAGAUAGUCAUCAAACC